Messenger RNA from Colius striatus (speckled mousebird), 5916 nucleotides. It is a transcript of the gene CMTR2, whose product is annotated as cap methyltransferase 2. NCBI's taxonomy places the organism in Eukaryota, Metazoa, Chordata, Aves, Coliiformes, Coliidae. The record is from RefSeq and is a predicted model, not a curated record. Gene Ontology annotation, molecular function: methyltransferase cap1 activity. The transcript is spliced from 2 exons. Gene Ontology annotation, cellular component: nucleus; cytoplasm. Gene Ontology annotation, biological process: 7-methylguanosine mRNA capping. Bases 303 to 2597 code for a protein of 764 amino acids.
CUUGAACUCCUUGAACCUGAACUCCUCCUGCCUUACCAGAGCAACCUGCGCUUCAGGACCGUGGGGCCUCGCUGCCGCAGCAAUGGCGAUGGGUGCCGCCUCCUCCCUCUUUAUUUAAGAAGCCCCCCAGGCAGGAGCCCUCACGGUUGGGAGGAGGUGCCUGCCGUGUCCUGCCGAGGAGAGGAGAGCAGAGCAGAGGGCAGGGCGGCGGGGAGCGGCCGGGGCGAGGCCGGGCCGCGGGGGCCGGGCCUGCCCUGCCUUUGUCGGCGCUGCAGCCCGCCGGGUUGUGACUCGAUCCAAGCAUGAGCAAAUGUAAGAAGCCUUGUGUUGACCAGAGUACAAACCUUGAGAAGUUCAGUCCUGAAAUUCUUUCUGAAACAGAGAAGCUCUUUGCAAAGAAAUUCACUUACACAAAGCCAGUGAACAAUGAAUGGCAGCUGCCAGAUCCCAGUGACUGUUUUACAUGCGAUCACAAAGAGUUCAAGUCACUCCUGGCUCUGAAGGACUCAAUGAAUGAAGUGAAGAAUCAGCUGAGUGAUAAGAACCUGGAAGAGUGGCAUCAGCACACCUCACUUACCAAUAAAGCAGGGAAAAUCAUUCCUCACGUUAAGAAAUCCGUGAAUGCUGAGCUGUGCACCCAGGCCUGGUGCAAGUUUCAUGAGAUCCUCUGUAGUUUUCCCCUUCUCCCUGAAGAAGCUCUUCAGGAAGGAGAACUGAAUUCUGUCCACCUCUGUGAAGCACCUGGAGCUUUUAUAGCCAGCCUCAAUCACUACUUGAAAUCCCACCACAUCCCUUGUGACUGGAAUUGGGUAGCCAAUACCCUGAACCCGUAUCAUGAAGCAAAUGACACCCUCACGAUGAUCAUGGAUGACCGUCUCAUAGCAAACACGUUGCCUUGGUGGUACUUUGGCCCAGAUAACACUGGAGAUGUGAUGAUGUUGACACACCUAACUGGGCUUCAGAACUUUGUAAGUAAUAUGGCCACAGUUCACCUUGUAACUGCUGAUGGCAGCUUUGACUGCCAGGGAAAUCCAGGCGAGCAGGAGACUCUUGUCUCACCCCUUCUUUACUGUGAGACAGUCACUGCUUUAAUGAUCCUGGGCGCUGGAGGAUCCUUUGUUUUGAAGAUGUUCACCCUGUUUGAACACUGUUCCACUAAUCUGCUUUUUCUGCUGAGCUGCUCUUUUGAGGAGGUCCACGUCUUUAAGCCAGCCACUAGCAAAGCUGGGAACUCGGAGGCCUAUGUGAUUUGCCUUCGUUAUAUGGGCAGAGAAAGCAUUCAUCUGCUGCUUUCUAAGAUGAUGCAGAACUUUGGAACAGAAAUGGUCAACAAAGCACUUUUCCCCCAGCAUUUGCUGCCAGAGUCUUUUCUUAAAGUACAUGAGGAGUGUUGCCUGUUUUUUCACAAGUACCAGGUGGAGACUAUCUCUGAGAACAUCCGUCUCUUUGAGCGCAUGGAGGAAGCGGAGCAAAUGAAGCUGAACAAGUUGAGAGACUGUGCAGUAGAGUUCUUCAUGCAAAAGCUUCACAUGAAACCCAUUGCCAGAAAUCACUGGCUUGUCAAGAAGUCUCAGACUGGUUGCAGCAUGAAUGCAAAAUGGUUUGGGCAAAGGAGCAGGUAUUUUAGUACGUACAAUGAAAGGAAGAUGCUGGAAACCCUCACGUGGAAUGAUAAGGUAGCAAAGGGCUAUUUCAGUCACUGGGCUGAAGAACAUGUUUUAAGUAAUGCUGGUAAAAUGUGUGUCUUGGAAGGAGCGUCUUCUAACUUGGAAUGUACCCUGUGGUAUGUUUUGGAAGGAAAAAGGCUGCCCAUGGUCAAAUGUUCUCCGUUUUGUGAUGGCCAAGUCUUGGAGAAUCUUAAUGAAGCUCUGAAGGAAUUGGUGGGGGGGAAGCUGAAAAGCAGCUGGAUGUUGCAGAAUUGUCCCUCGUGCGAAAUUCUUCCUGGGGAACUGAUAUUGGCAGAAGUGUCUGAUCUUUCCAGGUGCCAUCAGGAAGCCUUAAAUGAAAAUUGUAGUGGACAAUUCAAGUGCCUUGUGGUGGCUUUACCAUCCCUCUGUGGCAGUGGAAGCCAACCCAAUAUGGAAAUAAAGCUCCUGGACUCAGCCACGCUGCUGACUUUCGGCUUCUCUUUGCUUUAUGACGGAGAACCAAAGUACCAGCAGCAGCUGUUGGAGUGUGUUCUGCAUUCCUUGAAUGAGCUUACAAUGGGAGAUACAUUAAUUUUGCCUGUUCUUUCUUGCUUUACACGCUUCACAGCUGGGCUGGUCUUCAUACUGCAUUGCUGUUUCAGAUACGUGACGUUUGCUUGUCCGACCUCCCAGGAGCCCCUAAGGACUGGUGCUGCUUUGCUGUGUGUUGGUUACCGAGGCCUGCCAAAUCCUGUUGUGGAAUAUCUGCAGCAGCUGAAUAAACUAAUGAGCUCUUUACUAGACACAGACUCUCCUCAUCAAGUUUUGCAGUUUGUGCCUAUGGAGGUUCUCCUCCAGAGCAAGCUGUUGGAGUUCUUGUGGGAUUUGAACACAACCAUUGCAAAGAGACAGCUCCACUUGAUUGUGCAAGCCAAGCAACUGCACACAGCUGGCAAUAUUUCCCUUUAGUGUAAUUCUAGCAAGGAACAGGUUGUUGCUGCUGUUAGACCUUGUUUCACAGGCAGGUAGAAGCUGUUAAACAUUGUUCAUGUGAAGAUAAUGUUACUGUAAAGCCUUGGUGUGACAUUGAUAGCUUAAAGCAUCCCCCCAAUGUUACCAAUCCCUCUUUCACUGUAUUGGCCUGUCAGAUUGACCCGAGGCUCUGAUCUCAGAUGGUGGAGACUUGGGAGGGGCAGUGACUGAAGUGGAGAAACUCUCCUCUGUUACAGUGUGCUUUGAGCAAGUUUGUGCAUACCACCUGGGUCAGAACUGUUGCUGUCAUGAUGAGAGGUGGUGUGGGGAUUUAUUUUAGGUGUUGCAUCAGGCCAGACCUUGGGGCACUCUAUUGUGUGCCAUCAGCCCACUUCUGUGGAGCAAAGUGUGGGAGUUAUGUAUCACCUACAUAUUUGGCAGUGUGUUGAAUCCAAAAGGUGAUGUUUGGGCUGCAACACCCUGCAGUGUGCAAGCCUGAUGUAAGACUUGAGGGAUGAGUGUCUUGUCAGGAGGCAGCUGUGUCCCAAAGACUGUGUUAAAAAUGACUGCCUGUGAGCAGUAGCAGGGGUGUCCAGGGAAGGAUGCUCUCUACUUUGCCUUUUGUUCAUGCACAGAGUAUCAGGCUGUGCGUGGUUUUUGAUGAGUUCUUGUGUGGCUUUGUCUCACCAUCAAAGGAUGGGCUGUAAUUUAUUUUUGCUUGGCUUAUGGGUCUCACUUGUAAUGAUUUGAGACUUUUGAAUAGGAAUGAAGAGUUGCAUCUGUCUCUGGCAGCAACUAUUAAUGAGAAACUGCAAAUGUGGGGGAUUUUUUUCAGGCCAAAAAUAGGAUCAUGUGCAGAUUUGUGUAUCCAGAAAUGCUUUGGGUACCACUGGAGGAGCACGAAGCUGAAGAAACAUACAAUAACUUUCUUUAGGAAAGUAUGAUUAAGAUUCCACUUGGUUCCCCUUUAAGGAUCCCUUAGGGACUCAAAUUUUAUUUUUCAUAUUGCUCCUUUGGGAGCUGAGUUUUGAGGCUCAACUUGUCAUUAUUCAUGUUUGCUUCUAAGUUUGUGGUAUACAUGGAAUAAACCUGCUCAGAGAGAGAAAUGAUACCUAAAGGAAAAAUGGUUUUGCUGUUGAUAGGUGCAAGAUCUCAUAGAAAAAGAUUUAAAGAGGGGAGUUAGUAAGAAGGAAAAUGUAGUCUCCUGAUGAAUUACCAGUCACUUUCUGGAAGCACUCCUAAUUGUAUAAUGUGGGAGCAUGAAGGAUAAUUGAUGACUGGUAAGGGAUUAAAAGCUCUGCUGAAAAACUGUUUUGUCUGGAGGUGCUGUACAUAUAAUAGCCUUUCUUGCCAUGUUGAUUGGGGCAGGGUGUAAUGCCUCUACCACUUCAUUGUUUAUUUAUGAACUAGAUAGGUGGAUGAGUUGGUGGCUCAGGUGUAAUUCAUAAAUGUUAUCUUAAAAUCCUGCCUUUUAUGCUUCCACAUAAAAUAGAAGCUGCCUAACAAUGGUCAUUGUCCAUUUCCAUUUAAAUGAACUCGCUUUUUGUGCUGUGAGCUGUCAUGCUUCCUCCCUGACCAAGAAGGACGGGAGCAGAGAGGCUCCAGACUGUGAGAUGUGUGCAGUAAGAGCAUCUCCUGUAAGUCAUUUUCUCAACCUGUAAACCCAGAGUGCAAGCAGGGUCACAGAUGGAUUUCACUGCAGAAGAAAAAUGCUGGAGAAGAAAAUAAGGAAGCGGGGAAGAAAUAUUGCAGGUGGAUGAUGAGACAGUAUCAAAGAUCACCUAUUAAAGCCUUCUUUAUCUGAAACAAAAUGCUGGUUUAAGGCAUUGUCCACCAAAGACACUCCUGUGUUUCUGCCACUGCCUCAGAGGUGAUGAAUGCUUCUGAAAUUCCUGCUGAGCUGAACCAUUUGGGAAGAUGCCUCUUACAGCUGGGGUACACCAGAGGUUCUCAGUGUGUGGGUGUGCUUACACUGUGGUAUUCUGUCGUGGAGGCAUGAGUACCCAGAAGCAUCCCAUCUAGGAGGUACUUAAAUAACUUGGGGUUUUUGUCUUGUUAAUGUUACUGCAAUAUUUCUCAGCAGGUAUUUUACAGGUAAAAUCCUGAGGUGACUGACUGAUGAUGAGAGCAAAUACAUUUGUUUUUUCAGGUUUUCCUCAAUCUGUUCUGUGCAUCUGCCAAACUGUGCAGACUUCCUUGGGACUGCUCCCAUCCCACCCUUCCCUGCCUCAUCCCCCUUUUUCCUAAAUUGUUAGGAGAAAACAUUGUAGGUGAUCACAGAGCUUUGGGAGAGUUUAGACUGUAUAUCCAAAGUGUGAUCUGUCAGUUUGGAAGUACCCCCACAAAAAUACAUGCAGGCCCUCUUGGGGAAAGCCAGGUUUGUGAACUGAAGGAGAUUUCAUGGCCUAUGGAUCCCAAAGCCUGGUUUGCUCUGGAACUAUUUUGUUGGCAGACAUAGGGAGCUGACAGGAGACAGGCUUUGACAGCAGCUGCUCCUUCUGUUAAAAGAAAGGCUUCUAAAAAUGAUUGCUGUCCAAAUGGCAGGAAUUUCAAAGUUAGGAGUGACAACCUUUUGAUUGUGAGAAUCUUGCAUUGUCCUAGAUGUCCUAGACCAAAGACUUCUGAGAGGAGUGACACUUAAUUUCUGUUGUAGUGGUUGGAAUGUGUAAGAAUUCAGGGGAAGACUAUAUUAAUCUUUGUGGAGAGCAUCUGCUGACUCCUGCCUUUACCAAGGCUGUCAGGUUUUGGCCAAUUUGAUUUCAUUUUGGGUUGACACCUCAUGAAGUCUCUCAGUAUCCUAGCUGCUCUUAAGGUUCUUUCCUCUUAAGGUAGAAAAAAAACCCCAAUGUUAAGAUAAACUGGGUGUUGUUUUUCAUAAUUAGGAGCUUCAGGUUUCACACAGGGGAAAGCAGAGGAGCUGGAGAGAAGAAGAUGGUCAUGAUGUGAUCAAGAUUCAGUUUAGUUUUUCAGCCCUGCUGUUGCAGGCUUCCAAUGAAGGACUGAUAGGCCCAGUAAUGAGUCAUGAGCUGCAUUAUUUUUCUGAAACUUCUUAGAUCUUCUGUUUUAAGACAGCAUAACACUUUGAAAGUAUUGGAUGAAUUGGAUACUCUGCUAAGUGAAAAUGAUGAUUUUUUUGUUCUCUGAAGUUGAGUUCCAUUCAAGUGAAGAGACCUGCUGCUUAUUUUUGCUAAUUUUGUAUUGUAUUUGGAUUCAUUUGGAUGUUCACUCUUUGUAUAUGUUCUUGCCACUGCCUUUCCAAUUUAAUUUAAACAAAAUGUAAUGACAUUUAUAGUCUGAAAUCUGGUACCCUAUUAAA